Emiliania huxleyi CCMP1516 is the source of this 225-nucleotide messenger RNA. RefSeq lists its product as hypothetical. The coding region runs from base 1 to 225 and encodes 74 amino acids. Gene Ontology annotation, cellular component: membrane. The record is from RefSeq and is a predicted model, not a curated record. The transcript has 2 exons. NCBI's taxonomy places the organism in Eukaryota, Haptophyta, Isochrysidales, Noelaerhabdaceae.
AUGAUUGCCUACUCUUCUAUCACCGUCCGCAUCACCGGAGGGAUCGCCUACGCCUACAUCGUCGGCGUGACGGCUCUGGCGCUGUUUGGUGGGGCGGGGGCGCUGGAGCAGGCGGUACAGAGCCUGCCGGAGGGCGGCGUGACGCUCCCUGCCGCCAAAUUUGCUGUGUCGUGGCCGUUCGUGUACCACUGGGUCGGUUGCGCCCGCCACAUGGUGAGUUGGUGA